AUGUCAGCUGACCCAAACGCUACGGGCUCGGACCUCUCAAGUCCUGUCAAAAAAAUCGUGUCGAGCUGAGCAGAACGUCUGGAAUAGGGCAACGCGAGUGAAAUUGACUAAAUCUCUAGACCUGAAACCCUGUAGAAAGUUCUUCACUGCCUUUCUUCUUUUCUUCUUCGCGUGGUUAAGAUCCGUGGUUUUUAAGUUCUGAGAGCAUGGAAGUAUUUGGAGUGCCACGUGGCAAGCGUCCCCGGGUGCAAGUCUCGAUGGAUGACAAGGAGCGGGCCAUAGCCCGAAUUCGCGGGGGGGAAACCAAGGCCGGAAUAUCCCGUGAACUGGGUGUUCCGGAGUCCACGGUGCGCGGUUGGGUCAAACGAGCCGAACAGCGGAUGGCUCGCGAGGCAGUAGCUAACCAGCAGGGUUCCGCCAGCUAUCCCUCCAUCCUGACCAUGGCCUUGACCAAGCCGCAGGUCGCCAUUGCCACAAAGCCGUCGGUUUCAUCUGUCACUUCGAAAUCGUCUUCGUCAUCGUCUCCGCUGGCCUUGAACUCCCUGAAGCUGCCUCAGAAGCGGAAUUAUAAUGGUCAUCCGGUGCCACGCCCCCUGGUUCCAGUGCAGAAUCCAGCAGAUGCGCCCAUUCCCAUUCCAGUGCCCAUUCCCGUGCCGAUUCCCAUGCCUUUCCCAGUGCCCCCAAUCACUUCCACUGACAGUCAGCAGCAGAUGAAUGCCUGGUUGCACAUUUUCAAUGCCGGACUGCUGAACUUCACACUGAUUGCCACCGCUGCAGUGCACCAGGCUCGAUCUCGUGGCCUGGCGGACCGCCUGCCGUUGUGGCAGAUUAUCACGGACUUCGUUGACGACGCCGGACGCAAUGUGGCCGCCAACGGGGGUCGGUACAUCGAGCCACUAGUGCCCGCAUCACACAUCCCAGUCACCAGCCAGAUGCCAGGACGAUCGAGUCCCACGCAACGAAUGGCCCAAGCGCCAGUGCAAGUGCAUAUGCAUCGCGGGAACUUGAAGGCUCUACCGGUCCACAUCACCGCCGAGGAUGACGAAGAGAGCUCCACAGACGCCGACAUGGAGAUCUGAUUACACCAAGGAAAUGAAGGGACAUUUCUUUACA
Messenger RNA from Drosophila gunungcola (fruit fly), 1113 nucleotides. RefSeq lists its product as uncharacterized. NCBI's taxonomy places the organism in Eukaryota, Metazoa, Arthropoda, Insecta, Diptera, Drosophilidae. Gene Ontology annotation, molecular function: DNA binding. The record is from RefSeq and is a predicted model, not a curated record. The transcript is spliced from 2 exons. Bases 207 to 1079 code for a protein of 290 amino acids.